Jaculus jaculus (lesser Egyptian jerboa) is the source of this 1085-nucleotide messenger RNA. RefSeq names its product Aly/REF export factor (gene Alyref). Gene Ontology annotation, biological process: mRNA export from nucleus. The record is from RefSeq and is a predicted model, not a curated record. Gene Ontology annotation, cellular component: nucleus. Lineage: Eukaryota; Metazoa; Chordata; Mammalia; Rodentia; Dipodidae. Bases 16 to 783 code for a protein of 255 amino acids. The transcript is spliced from 6 exons. Gene Ontology annotation, molecular function: mRNA binding.
GAUUCCGCGCCCGCCAUGGCCGACAAAAUGGAUAUGUCCCUGGACGACAUCAUCAAGCUGAACCGGAGCCAGCGGGGCGGCCGCGGCGGGGGCCGGGGUCGAGGCAGGGCCGGCUCUCAGAGCGGCCGCGGCGGCGGACUGCAAGCCGCCGCGAGAGUGAAUCGAGGCGGAGGGCCCAUGCGGAACCGGCCGUCCAUCGCCCGCGGCGCAGCGGGCGGCGGCGGCAGAAAUCGGCCGGCGCCCUACAGCAGGCCGAAACAACUUCCCGACAAGUGGCAGCAUGACCUUUUCGACAGCGGCUUCGGGGGCGGAGCCGGCGUGGAGACGGGCGGGAAGCUGUUGGUGUCAAACCUGGAUUUCGGAGUGUCAGACGCUGAUAUUCAGGAACUCUUUGCUGAAUUUGGAACACUGAAGAAGGCAGCUGUGCAUUAUGAUCGAUCUGGACGAAGUUUAGGGACAGCAGAUGUGCACUUUGAACGGAAGGCAGAUGCCCUGAAGGCUAUGAAACAGUACAAUGGUGUCCCUUUGGAUGGACGCCCCAUGAACAUCCAGCUCGUCACAUCACAGAUUGAUACACAACGGAGACCUACACAGAGCAUAAACAGAGGUGGUAUGACUAGAAAUCGUGGAACUGGAAGUUUUGGUGGUGGCACCCGGAGAGGAACUCGUGGAGGCAGCCGAGGAAGAGGCAGAGGUACUGGCAGGAAUUCAAAGCAACAGCUUUCUGCAGAGGAACUAGAUGCACAGCUGGACGCCUAUAAUGCAAGGAUGGAUACCAGUUAAACAGCGGGGCAAAUCCGCACGUGCAACAGGACCCAGGCGCCUCAUCCAUCAUGAUGCUAGCUGGAGGGGGUGGCAACUGGACUGUAUGGCCAAUGAUGGAUUUUUUUUUAAUUUCUGUUUUAAAAAUAGGAUUUAAAAGCUCAUUUAAAGGUUUUCUUUUUUUCUUUUUUUCCUUUUCUUUUUAAAUUCUGAAACAAACCUGUUUUGUACCGAGUUAUUUUUGGGAUAAAUUUUACCAGUUGCUGUUGUGGAGAAGGUGGUAUUUUCACCUUUGCCAUAAUAAAAUAGAAAUGUGUGUAGAA